AUGCUGCUAAGGGAUUCUGAUAUAGAUUCCCUAAACAACCAGCUUGCAGCCCUCUCUGGUGAGAACCAGUCUCACCAUGAAAAGUUGCAAGUCGUCUUGAAUCAAUUCCGCAACGUCCUCGAAGACUACAGCGCUCUGAAAAGUGACUACGAAGAGGUCAAGGAAGGUCGCGAAAAGUACAAAAAGCAGGCCCGCGGUCAGGAGCGCAAUCCUUUCGUUUUGGUUCUCGUGGACGGUGAUGGCUACCUGUUCAAGGAACGUUUUAUUAAGGCUGGUAGCGAUGGCGGCAUCAACGCCGCUCAGGAAUUGAGCGAUUCCGUGAAAGAGUUGAUGCACUCCACUAUGGGUGCUGAGGCCGACCGGUGCCGUAUUAUGGUCCGUGUCUACGCCAACAUCCUAGGCCUGUCCAAAGUCUUGGCACGAAAUGGCAUGGUUGGACACGAAGCUCGCUCUCUGUCGCCAUUUUCGUCUGCCUUUAACCGUUCCCAGGACCUGUUCGACUUUGUUGAUGCCGCAGAGAAGAAGGAAGGAAGCGAUUUUAAAAUCAGAGAGAUGUUCCGAUUGUAUGCCGAUAUGAACCAAUGCCGACAUAUCUAUUUUGCAGGUUGCCAUGACACUGGCUAUGGCUCUCUUCUGACCCCGUACAAGGGCAAAAGUGACCGUAUCACCCUCAUCAAGGCAGCUGGAUUCCACCGGGAAUUCGAAGAAUUAGGUCUUCCCAUUAAGGAAAUGCCCUCCGUUUUCAUGUCUACUUCUCUUACUACUAACGGAAAACCGGUGCCUGCGGUCAAUACCAAGCUGGCCCAUUCCCCUACAAAUGGUACCAGCGGUUCCAACGGAUUUAAUGGCACUCAUGGUACGAAUGGGGCGGGGCCCACGAAGCCACUUUGCAAACACUUCCAAAAGGGAAUCUGCAAGUUUGGAAGUGGCUGCAUCAAGCAACACGUCAUGCCCAAUCAGAAUCUGUCUCGGCCCGGAGACGAAUCACCCAAGCAACUUUGGUCAACACCACAUAUCGUGGGACGAUCCCAAGAGUUUCUGUCUACCCACUUACCGCCUCAGAAUCUCAAAUCUACGGAAUACAUCCCCGUCAAUAAAGACGGCGACCGUCUAGAUACCUACUGCCCUCAGCCUACCUCGGAAGCUCACGAUCAAUAUCACCGCCGGGCGAAGAUCGCCAAGGUUUGCAAUAGCUAUCAUUUGUCAGGUGAAUGUGGGGAUAUGAACUGUCAAUAUGACCACACCGAUGUCUCCGAGACUGUUCUUGACGUCCUCCGCUACUGCUUCUUGGGGCACCUAUGCCAGAAGCCUAAUUGCAAGGCCGUGAAGAGUUGGCAGUGUCGCUUUAACCACAAAGGACAUACCUUGGAUCUUGAAGUCGCCCGCUGGGUUGAUCCCAUCGAAACCAUAGAUGGAGACCGUUACUCAUCCAGUAGCGAAUCUAUCACAAGUCAAACUUCCCCAAGCACAGUCUAUUUCGGCUAG
Messenger RNA from Penicillium waksmanii, 1485 nucleotides. RefSeq names its product Zinc finger CCCH-type. Bases 1 to 1485 code for a protein of 494 amino acids. The transcript has 6 exons. Lineage: Eukaryota; Fungi; Ascomycota; Eurotiomycetes; Eurotiales; Aspergillaceae. Gene Ontology annotation, molecular function: metal ion binding. The record is from RefSeq and is a predicted model, not a curated record.